GCCCUGUACUGGUGGUGCUUCUGGGAGCUAGGGGCCAGUGCAAGGAGGGACUGGGCUCUGUGGCAUCAGGGGAGAUCUCUGAGCCCUGUCCUGGGCCCGUUUAUACUGUCCUCCCUCCUCACCCAUCAGCCUAGCCUGCAGGAAGUCUUCCCAGGAUGGUGAGGUGGUUUCACCGAGAUCUCAGUGGGCUGGAUGCUGAGACUCUGCUGAAGGGCCGCGGGGUCCAUGGGAGUUUCUUGGCCCGGCCCAGCCGAAAGAACCAGGGAGACUUUUCCCUCUCUGUCAGGGUAGGAGACCAAGUGACCCACAUCCGCAUCCAGAAUUCGGGGGAUUUCUAUGAUCUCUAUGGAGGAGAAAAGUUUGCUACGUUGGCAGAAUUGGUGGAGUAUUACACUCAACAGCAAGGUGUCCUACAGGACCGUGAUGGUACCAUUAUCCACCUCAAAUACCCACUCAACUGCUCCGACCCCACCAGUGAGAGGUGGUACCAUGGCCAUAUGUCUGGGGCCCAGGCUGAGACGCUGCUUCAGGCCAAGGGUGAGCCCUGGACGUUUCUGGUUCGUGAGAGCCUGAGCCAACCUGGUGAUUUUGUGCUAUCUGUACUCAAUGACCAGCCCAAGGCUGGACCAGGCUCCCCAUUCAGGGUCACUCACAUCAAAGUGAUGUGUGAGGCUGGUCGUUACACAGUGGGUGGCUCUGAGACCUUCGACAGCCUCACAGACUUGGUGGAACAUUUCAGGAAGACAGGAAUUGAGGAGGCCUCAGGUGCCUUUGUCUACCUGCGACAGCCGUAUUAUGCCACAAGAGUGAAUGCAGCAGACAUAGAGAACCGGGUCUUGGAACUGAACAAGAAACAGCAGGCAGAGGAGACAUCCAAGGCUGGAUUCUGGGAGGAAUUUGAGGGUCUUCAGAAGCAGGAGGUGAAGAAUUUGUAUGAUCGGCAUGAGGGGCAGAGACCUGAGAAUAAGUGCAAGAACCGAUACAAGAACAUCCUUCCUUUUGAUCACACCAGGGUGAUCCUGCAGGGUCGAGACAGCGGCAUCCCAGGGUCUGAUUACAUCAAUGCCAAUUAUGUCAAGAACCAGCUGGUGAGUGCAGAUGAAAAUGCCAAGAUCUACAUUGCCAGCCAAGGCUGUUUGGAUGCCACAGUUAAUGACUUCUGGCAGAUGGUGUGGCAGGAAAACUCCCAAGUUAUUGUCAUGACUACGCGGGAGGUGGAGAAGGGUCGGAACAAGUGUGUCCCUUAUUGGCCUGAAGUUGGGACCCAACGGUCAUAUGGCCUAUACUCUGUCCUCAAUUGCAAGGAACAUGACACUCCUGAGUAUAAGGUCCGGACCCUAGAGGUCUCUCCACUGGACAAUGGGGACUUGGUGAGGAAGAUCUGGCACUACCAGUACCUGAGCUGGCCUGACCAUGGGGUGCCCAGUGAACCUGGAGGUGUCCUCAGCUUCCUGGACCAGAUCAACCAGCGACAGGAGACGCUGCCCCAUGCAGGGCCUAUCAUAGUACACUGCAGCGCUGGCAUUGGACGGACUGGGACCAUCAUUGUUAUCGACAUGAUCAUGGAGGCCAUUUCCACAAAAGGUCUGGACUGUGACAUCGACAUCCAGAAAACCAUUCAGAUGGUUCGGGCCCAGCGUUCAGGGAUGGUACAGACAGAGGCCCAGUACAAGUUCAUCUACAUGGCUAUUGCACAGUUUAUCGAGACCACUAAGAAGAAACUAGAUGUCUUACAGUCCCAGAAAGGCCAGGUGGAGUCAGAGUAUGGGAACAUUGGGUACCCUCCAGCCAUGAAGAAUGCCCAUGCCAAGGCCUCCCGGACCUCCUCAAAACCCCGGGAGGAUGUGUACGAGAACCUGCAGGGCAAGACUAAGAGGGAGGAAAAGAUGAAGAAGCAACGGUCAGCUGAAAAGGAGAAGAGCAAAGGCUCCCUGAAGAAGAAAUGACUGCCUAGGGAUUCCAUGCCUGAUCCCAAACACCAGAGGAUGUCUACUUCCAGUGACUUAUGACACAACCUCUUCUCCCCCUCCACCCAUGCGGGUAUUUAUUCCUUGGCCUCCCCCCACGCCCUUUCAAUCAGCCCUUUUCUAAUUUAAUAGCUUUACCUCCACCCCCCAGCCCCACCUCGCCUUACCUACACUGGCCACUGUACAUAGCCCAUGGAAGCCAAGGUGACCCCAGCUAUCCCCCAUCCUUGUAAAUAAAGUCCCCUGUGCUUCA
Molecule: messenger RNA, 2220 nt
Organism: Trichosurus vulpecula (common brushtail)
Lineage: Eukaryota; Metazoa; Chordata; Mammalia; Diprotodontia; Phalangeridae
Gene: PTPN6
Product: protein tyrosine phosphatase non-receptor type 6
Exons: 16
Coding region: 156-1946 (596 amino acids)
Biological process (GO): protein dephosphorylation
Molecular function (GO): protein tyrosine phosphatase activity
Source: RefSeq, a predicted model, not a curated record